This is a messenger RNA of Dentiscutata erythropus, 1098 nucleotides long. The record is from the annotation of a GenBank genome assembly. Lineage: Eukaryota; Fungi; Glomeromycota; Glomeromycetes; Diversisporales; Gigasporaceae.
AUGUCAGUCUCAAUUGGUAGAGGUGAUCGAGCUUUUUCUUUAAGUGAAUCUUAUGAAGAUUAUAAGACAUUAGUCGAUUUAAUUAUGGAAUCUGGUGAAAAUAUUGAUGAUCACAUAAAAAUAUUCAUGGAUAAAUAUCAAGAAAAGUUCGCCUUUAAAUUAUAUGAAUGGUAUUUGGAUGAAGAUUUGUUAAGUCAUCCGCAUGUCUCUGAACAUAAAGAAUGGCUUCGAACGUUUCUAAAUGAACGAAAUUUAGGUGGAAUAUCUUGGAUGCAUGAUAUAUACAUGGAUAAUUACAAUGAUGCUUCAAUCAAGUUGCGGUUAUUAGCUCAAAAUGAAAAGCGUGUUAGGAAGCGAAAGACUUUUCUUAGCAUUAGUAAAUUAACUUUCUUGGCUGGUCUAAGUGAUGAAAUGGACACACAAAAUGAGGAUGUACAAUGCAAUCUUGAAGGCAAGUAUAACUUAAUUGAAAAUGGAUUUGAACUAAUUGACGCAUAUAGCGUACUUCAAGAUCAAUUCGUUGAAAUUAUUACUUCAGAGGAUCAAACAGCUGUAGAUGAACAUAAACAAGUAGAUGUGAUUGUGGAAAAGGCUGCUAAAAAUAUCAAACAAUACCGGCCAAUGCAUGCAAAGGUGUUUGCACAAUGUGUGCCAUAUAUUUUGAACGGUGAAAUGCUUCCGACAGAAGGAUUGAUUGAAGUAUUGACGCUCAAAGACAAGAAAGAGAAAGAUGAUUUUCCAUUUACUUUACAGUUUGCGUUAAAUGAUGACAAGCUGCCUGAUGAUCGUCGUCGCGCAAUAUUGCAAACCAUAUGGAGAAGAAUAUACAUAACUGAUAGGUGGGAUUGCAUAUCAAAUACUAAUGAUAUGUCUGAUGAAGAUGUGAACGAACAGAUUAAGGGGACUGCAGUAUAUCAUACUUUGGAUAUUGUUAGUCAAACUGCUGAUAUCCCAUUAGUUCAAUGGUUUUGUCCACCUACCGAAGCAUUUUUUGCAAGUACCGAAGAACAGCUUCGUAGACGAUUUCAUGAAUUCAAUGAAGAAGAGUUAGCAGGAUUGAUUGAGGACUAUAAAAAGGAAAAUACAGCAUUAGAGAAG